AAUACGUGGACGAUUCUUUAAUCUUUCUUUCCUCAAAUUUUUUCUUCUUUUCUUCAUUUUUAUUUUCUGGUCUUCGGUGCAAAUCUUGAAUUCUAUGCCCUAGUUUUCGCUCUCCGGUUCCUUCCCACAAUGUCCGGCGACACCUCCUUCGCGGACCACAAGCUCUGCGGUUUCCUCUGUGCGGUUCUCACAGCCACUGACCGCGACUCCGAUCCAGCCUUCGCUGAGCGCUGCGAAAUCUUUAGCGACGGGGGUGAGGUCGGGUUCCGCUCCCAAACCGGCGUCGUUUUGUCUACGGUGGUGAAUUCAUCUCAAUGCGGCGGCGGCGGCGGAGGAUCGAAAGCCAAGAGGACGCACAGCGUUGGGAUGGUGAAUGGGAGCAUGAGCGUGGUUCACCAGCUCCAUGCUAUGGUCACUCGCAAGUGCGCGAAAGUUGACGCACGCGUGGUGUGCGUCGAGUCGCCUAGGGUUGUGCUGCUGGUUGAAGUGUAUCUUCCUAUUCAAGUGUGGAGUGGCUGGCAGUUCCCGCGGUCGGGGGCAGUUGCCGCCGCCAUUUUUCGCCAUUUGAGCUGUGAUUGGGAUGAGCGAAGUUCAAUGCUUUCAUAUCCAGACUAUUGUAGGAAGACUUAUGGAGCAAAUGAGAGUAAUUGGAACCUUUCUGAUUGACAUGUACUUUGUUGCAAGCUCCAUCCCCAUGUUAGCAGUUCUUCAAGGAAAAGCCUAUUUGAACUUCAUGAACUUUUCAAGACACUACCUGGCAUAGGAAAACAACGGAUGUUUAAUAGCUCCAAAAUAAUUCCUAUGGAUCACUCAUGCAGAUGGGGCAUUUGGGAGUUAUCUGAUGAUAUUUUAACAAAAAUUUUAUCUUCCCUGGACCCAAUGGACCUCACUAGGGUUUCUGAAACGUGUCAUCAUCUAAGAUCAUUGGCUGCUUCUGUAAUGCCUUGUACAAAGUUAAAUCUGUUUCCUCAUCAGCUGACAGCUGUUGAGUGGAUGUUGCAUCGUGAGCGAAAUGCUGAGCUUUCGCCACACCCUUUAUAUGCAUUUCUCUCAACUGAAGAUGGUUUUAAUUUCCAUGUAAAUACCGUUUCUGGUGAAAUUGUCACUGGGGAAGCUCCCACCAUCAGGGAUUUUCGAGGAGGAAUGUUUUGUGAUGAACCUGGUUUGGGUAAGACUGUAACUGCACUCUCUCUUAUUAUGAAGACACGAGGUACAUUGGCAGAUCCACCAGAUGAGGCACAAGUUGUCUGGUGUCAACAUAAUGGUAAUCAGAAAUGUGGUUAUUAUGAGAUCAGUGGUAAUAACAUAACUGGUUGUUCUGCAUUGGGUAAAAGGAACGUGAGCCAAUAUAUCAGUAGAACUAAUGAUAACCAUGAAUACUCCUCCAAAAAAGCCAGAAUGUCAAAUCCUGACCAACACAUGAUUAAACUUCAGAGUUCAUGUUCCAUGGAAGUAAACAAAUCACCUGUGGAGGCACGGUUUAAGGAAUCUAUGCAUUCAAAUCAGUAUACUAGGAGUUUGAGCCGCAUAAAGAAAAAUCUAUGCUUCACAAACGAAGAGGAAGCUAUAAUAUCCAAGGAAAGAGAAACUGAAGGAUUAAUUAAAGCAAAUCAUGCCUCAGAUGUUACACCUCAUUUAUCUCAAAAGAAGCUGCCUGGGAAGCCUGAAGGUGAUCCUUUUGAGUACAGUGAUACAUGGAUUCAGUGUGAUGCUUGUCACAAGUGGCGAAAGCUGGCAGACAAUAGUAUGGCUAGUUCUAGUGCAGCAUGGUUUUGUAGUAUGAACCCUGACCCUCUUUAUCAAAGUUGUAGUGUCCCUGAACAACAUUUUCGUUCUACAUCUAGGAUAACAUACUUGCCAGGGUUUCACUUAAAAGGAACUCAUGGUGGUGACAGACAAAAUGUUUCUUUUUUCACCAGCGUGCUUAAGGAGCACUACUCACUGAUAAAUUCUCAGACGAAAAAAGCCCUGUCCUGGUUGGCUAAAAUUUCAACAGACAAGCUAGCAGCUAUGGAAACAAAUGGAAUAAGAGGUCCUAUUUUAAACACGUGUACUGCAUCUGGCAGACAUUUUAAUGCCUUCCACAAAGUAUUUCAAGCAUUUGGCCUCUUAAAGAGAGUAGACAAAGGUGUGUGCAAGUGGUUCUAUCCUCAACAUCUUAACAAUUUGACUUUUGAUGUGGCUGCCCUUGGCAUGGCACUCCGUGAGCCUAUAGAUUUUGUUAGGUUAUACUUGUCAAGGGCUACCCUGGUAGUUGUUCCAGCAAACUUGGUUGAUCAUUGGAAAACACAAAUAGAAAAGCAUGUGAGGCCUGGUCAAUUGCGGAUUUAUGUUUGGACUGAUCACAGGAAGCCAUCUGUGCAUUGUCUUGCAUGGGAUUACGACAUUGUCAUAACCACUUUUAGUCGUCUAAGUGCUGAGUGGGGCCCUCGUAAGAGGAGUGUUUUGAUGCAAGUACAUUGGUUUCGGGUAAUUUUAGAUGAGGGGCACACUCUUGGGUCUAGCCUGAACUUAACAAACAAGUUGCAAAUGGCCAUUUCAUUGAUAGCUUCUAAUCGAUGGAUACUAACAGGAACUCCUACACCUAACACUCCUAACAGCCAACUUCCACAUCUGCAAACAUUGCUAAGGUUCCUUCAUGAAGAAUCUUAUGGACUGAAUCAAAAGUCAUGGGAAGCUGGUGUGCUCAGGCCAUUUGAAGCAGAAAUGGAGGAAGGAAGGUCUCGUCUGUUAGAUCUGCUUCACAAAUGCAUGAUUAGUGCUAGAAAGACAGAUUUACAAAGCAUCCCACCAUGCAUCAAGAAAGUUGUUUAUCUGGAUUUUAAUGAGGAGCAUGCUAGAAGUUACAAUGAAUUGGUAAUCACUGUAAGGCGUAAUAUAUUGAUGGCUGAUUGGAAUGAUCCCUCACAUGUUGAGAGUCUACUGAAUCCAAAGCAGUGGAAGUUUCGUAGGGCAACUAUAAAAAAUGUCAGGCUUUCGUGUUGUGUUGCUGGACAUAUUAAGGUUACACAUGCUGGUGAAGAUAUUCAAGAAACAAUGGAUAUGUUAGUACAAAGUGGUCUGGAUCCUACUUCUGGAGAGUAUACCUCCAUAAGAUGUAAUCUCUUGUAUGGUGGUCACUGUGUCAGGUGCAAGGAAUGGUGCCGCCUUCCGGUCAUUACACCAUGUCGGCAUUUGUUGUGUCUUGAUUGUGUUUCUAUUGACCAUACGAAGUGUACUUGUCCUGGCUGCAGUAAAUUGUAUGAGAUGCAAAGUAGACUUCCCCGACCUGAAAAUCCUAAUCCAAAGUGGCCUGUACCCAAAGAUCUUAUUGAGCUACAACCGUCGUAUAAGCAGGAUAAUUGGGAUCCAGAUUGGCAAUCUACAUCUAGUACUAAAGUCUCCUAUCUUGUCCAGAAGUUGAAAGCCUUGCAAGGAACCAACGAAGAGACCAGCUUCUGUGCAGACAAUAACAAUGAUGAGAUGCCUAAUGAGAAUAGUUUCUCUGUGCAUAGAAGUGAUGAUAAAUUAGCAUUUCAAAAAUGUUUGAAGAGCGGCACAAAAACCAAUUCUAACCUUGAGAAAGUUCUUAUAUUUUCUCAAUUUCUUGAGCAUAUACAUGUCAUCGAACAGCAGUUAGCUAUUGCUGGUAUCAAAUAUGCUGGAAUGUAUAGCCCAAUGCAUUCCAGCAACAAGAAGAAGUCUUUAGCCACGUUCCAGCAUGAUUCAAGUUGUAUGGCGCUUCUAAUGGAUGGAAGUGCUGCAUUGGGUCUGGACUUGAGUUUUGUUACGCAUGUAUUUCUAAUGGAGCCAAUUUGGGACAGAAGUAUGGAGGAGCAAGUAAUUAGUCGUGCGCAUCGAAUGGGUGCUUCUCGUCCUAUUCAUGUUGAAACACUAGCAAUGCAUGGUACAAUUGAAGAACAAAUGCUAGGCUUUUUACAGGAAGCUGAUAAAUGUAGAAGAUCGCCAAUUAAGGAUGUUGCCGACUCUGAGGAUGAUGGCGGGGGACGAGGAUAUAAAUCAUUGCAUGAUUUUGCGGAAAGCAGUUAUCUAUUGAAACUAAGAUCUGUGUAUACUAAUUCAGAAUGUCCAGAAGGUGUUUUGAUUGAUCAACAUCAAGCAAGUUCUAACUAAUUUGCGUAGAGCAGGUUUUGUGGACAUUUGCCCCUGAAUAUGGUUUCACUUUCUGGAUAUAGUCUUAGAAAUGCUCAUCUAAUGAAAUAUGGUGCUGCAUUCAAAAGCGUGGAAACCAUUCUUUUUGUAAAAUAUAUCAUGGAGCUCUUCACAACGCCACUUCUGUUUGCCAGUGAUUAAUGAAAAACUGGAAGAUUCCUGUGUAUUCUUUUGUAGAGGAUUGAGUCCAGUUGAUGUGAUCUUGGUGGCAGUUUGGAGUCAAUAAUUAAAUUUAAAUCGAUUGUUUUGGUUAUUGGAAAAUGCAAUGUUCUUUUCCCCUCUGACCUCGGCAAAUGUCAUGUAUUUAUGUCUAUAUCCAUUUCAUUACAUGCAGGUAAUUAUGUAAUUAUUAGUGAAU
Messenger RNA from Vigna umbellata (rice bean), 4510 nucleotides. RefSeq names its product SNF2 domain-containing protein / helicase domain-containing protein / F-box family protein. Gene Ontology annotation, cellular component: nucleus. NCBI's taxonomy places the organism in Eukaryota, Viridiplantae, Streptophyta, Magnoliopsida, Fabales, Fabaceae. The record is from RefSeq and is a predicted model, not a curated record. Gene Ontology annotation, biological process: DNA repair. Gene Ontology annotation, molecular function: ATP-dependent activity, acting on DNA; ATP binding; zinc ion binding.